Messenger RNA from Cylicocyclus nassatus, 390 nucleotides. NCBI's taxonomy places the organism in Eukaryota, Metazoa, Nematoda, Chromadorea, Rhabditida, Strongylidae. The record is from the annotation of a GenBank genome assembly.
AUGGGCCGACCUGGUGAACCAGGACGAAAAGGCAACAAUGGUAUGCCUGGUCAUUUAGGCCAACCUGGCGACAUUGGUCCUCCUGGUCCACGUGGACCUCCAGGAAUGCCAGCUGGUAUGCCUGGAGCCCCCGGUGGUCAAGGUCCUCCUGGGCAAGAUGGUCCACCAGGAAUGCGAGGAAAUGACGGCCCACCAGGUACAUUUGGAAUGCGCGGGCUUCCAGGUAAAGAUGCUCACUACUGUCCAUGUCCUGCUCGCGGUCCCGUGGGAGCUGUUGCCUCCCCGCCAGCUCCGUAUGCAGCACCACCAGAACCUAUUGUUACGGAAGCUCCUGAGUAUGGGAAAAAAGCUGCAAAAAGAAAAAGCAAGAAGAAGCUCAGAAAAACUUAA